Volvox carteri f. nagariensis is the source of this 1810-nucleotide messenger RNA. RefSeq names its product aspartate aminotransferase (gene ast1). Gene Ontology annotation, cellular component: mitochondrion. The record is from RefSeq and is a predicted model, not a curated record. The coding region runs from base 113 to 1393 and encodes 426 amino acids. Gene Ontology annotation, molecular function: L-aspartate:2-oxoglutarate transaminase activity; pyridoxal phosphate binding. Gene Ontology annotation, biological process: amino acid metabolic process; biosynthetic process. NCBI's taxonomy places the organism in Eukaryota, Viridiplantae, Chlorophyta, Chlorophyceae, Chlamydomonadales, Volvocaceae. The transcript has 11 exons.
AGGUCCUUUCUCAGUAGCAAAAGUAGGCGUGCAACAUCGCCCUCACUAUCGCUCUCGAAAAGGAGCUGCUAUCUUCGUUUUCGUUCCGUAAUUCCCUACCUCGCGCAGAAUCAUGAGCCCUGAAGACCGCAUGGAAGUGCUGACAAGGCAGUUGUGUGCAGGUCAAUCGACUGAGAGUAACUGGGAGCAUGUCCAGCAGGCACCCCCAGAUCCCAUUAUCGGUGUCACAGAUGCUUGGCGCGCCGACCCCGACCCCCGAAAACUUAACCUUGGCGUGGGAGCCUACCGAACGGAGGAGGGCAAGCCGUACGUCCUGAAAGCCGUACGAGAAGCGGAGCAGCAGAUCCUUGCCGACCCUGCCAUGAACAAGGAGUACCUUCCAAUCUCCGGCAACCCUGAGUUCAACCGACUGGCCCGCACUCUGGCCCUCGGGCCUGGCAGCUCCGCCAUCCAGCAGAACCGAGUGGCCACCGUGCAGGCCUUGUCGGGCACCGGCGCGCUCCGAGUUGGUGCUGAGUUUUUGUCGAUGCACUUGCCCGCCUCCAUACCGCGCAUCGUGUAUCUGCCCAAUCCCACCUGGGGCAACCACAAGAGCAUCUUCGCCAAGGCGGGAUUCCAGGUUCGCGAAUAUCGCUACUUCGACGCGGCCACUCGCGGUCUGAACUUCGCGGGUAUGGUGGCGGAUGUGUCGGCGGCGCCUCCCGGCUCGGUGCUACUACUACACGCGUGUGCACACAACCCCACGGGUGUAGAUCCCUCCCCGGAGCAGUGGUCUCGGCUGCUGGAGGUGGCACGGUCGGGAGGACUCGUGCCCUUCUUUGACAUGGCGUACCAGGGUUUCGCCAGCGGUGAUCUGGAUGCGGAUGCGGCAUCUGUUCGGCUGUUCCUGGAGGCAGGUCUGGAGCUGGUGCUGGCUCAGUCGUUCGCCAAAAACAUGGGGUUGUACGGCGAGCGCGCCGGCGCUCUCAGCGUCGUGAGCAAGACAAAGGAAGUUGCCACUCGAGUGGAGUCGCAGCUCAAGCUCGUCGUGCGGCCCAUGUACUCCAACCCACCAAUGCACGGAGCUGCCAUUGCCGCACGCGUCAUGGGCGAUCCCAAGCUGAACGCGCUGUGGAAGGAGGAGCUUCGCGGCAUGGCCGAGCGUAUCAAGUCCAUGCGCCAGGUGCUGUACGACCAACUGGUGGCUCGCAACGUGCCGGGGGAUUGGAGCUUUGUGCUGAAGCAGAUUGGCAUGUUCAGCUUUACAGGGAUGACGCGGCACCAGUGCGAGCAGCUGGUCAGCAAGUGGCACGUGCACCUCACUCUGGACGGCAGGAUUUCGAUGGCGGGAUUGUCAGCGGCAACCGCGCCCUAUCUGGCAGAGGCCAUUGCGGACGUAAUUCAGAACGCUUAGAUAAAGAUGGUAAAAUGAGGGGUGCUGCGCGAUGUUGCCAUGGUGGUUGAGGACGCGGCGGGAGAGGAUGCGCUAGGUGGCGCCCUGCCAUCGGUUGGCACUCUGGUCGUUCGGUUUAUGAUUUGGGUACGUGCCGUGGGCAAGCAAACAUUUUGUUCGUUUGCGGUCCUUGUCAUGCCCGACCAGCAGUCGUUAAAUAUUUAUUUUCUUUGCUUGUCACGAUAGCGCGAUAUGUCUCUUUAGUCUAGAACCCCCUGUCUUGCGUUUGGAAAUGUCGUGCAAUAGAACACGUUCCUUCAUUACCCGGUGCGAGACGCGUGCGAGACUGUACCGGGAAAGAACGGGUUUGUGUCACUGUUGCGACAUAUAGUCACGGAUGCCGUUUUAAAUUACUAAAGUUGUAAUGCAGUGUAGUAC